This is a messenger RNA of Nanorana parkeri, 1219 nucleotides long. It is a transcript of the gene AKT1S1, whose product is annotated as AKT1 substrate 1. The transcript has 5 exons. Gene Ontology annotation, cellular component: cytoplasm. The coding region runs from base 117 to 959 and encodes 280 amino acids. NCBI's taxonomy places the organism in Eukaryota, Metazoa, Chordata, Amphibia, Anura, Dicroglossidae. Gene Ontology annotation, biological process: neurotrophin TRK receptor signaling pathway; negative regulation of TOR signaling; negative regulation of protein kinase activity. The record is from RefSeq and is a predicted model, not a curated record.
UAAAGGGGGAGUGAGCUGUCUACAGGAUAGGUCGGUGGUGACGUUCGUAGCUGUGCGACCCCAGGGGCUGAGUGUGAGGACUGCUGGAGAGCAUCAGGGUGCAACGGAUCUCAAACAUGACUGACAUGGCUGACAACCACAAGGAGGCUUGGGAGACCUUGGCUAAUGCCGCAGACAAAUAUCGCAGACAGACUGGAAAUGACAUUGUGCUAAUCACUGCGUACAAAUCUAAGUUACUGACCACCUAUGCCUAUGCAGUUCAUGGCAACGGGGUGCUCCUAGAGGCCACUCAGAGGUAUCUUGAUGACAUUGCUGUAGUGCACAAAACCACUGCUUUUACCAGCCCACUCCCAAUCAAGACCAGCAAUGAGACCACUAGUGGCAGACAGAACUCUUACUCAAAGAGCUACCCUUCUAUCUAUGGCAAAGAGGGCUUCUCGUCAAUGGAGGACAAUGAACGUUCCAACCCCCAGGAUCAACUGCCUGAGCAGCUGCCAAAUCUGGAUGCAUCCGAAGAACCUGAUGAGGAGGAUUAUGACUACAACAAGCAUGGCCAACUACAUAAGGCAGACAGUGUUCCAAGUGACUCGACAGGACUCUUUGUAAUGGAUGAGGACUCUAACAGCCAAGACUGUGAACCUUUCUUUGAAUCUGACCAGGAAGAGGGCACAGAUGAUGGAAGUUUAACUGAAGAUGCCCCUGGACACCCUCCUCCCCAAUACAAUCUCCAGCAGUAUGCAAAGUCUCUCCCAGUCACUGUGCCUGUGUGGGGCUUCAAAGCAAAAAGGCAGACCAACAAAUCAUCUGAUGAUGAAGGUGGAAAGUUUCCAUCUCCAGAUCUAGACCGGAUUGCUGCCAGCAUGAGGGCUCUGGCCCAUGACAACACACAGCCAUUUGGGGACCUUCCUCGCCCUCGACUGAAUACCGGUGACUUCCAGACUAAAUAUCGGAAAUAUUAGGGAACAUCAAGUCACCUGCUCACUGGUCUGAACACUAAAGACUUUUCUUACAAGAAUCAGCGGAAGAAGCUUCAUAUUUGGAAACUCCCACCCAUUAGGAGUCUGACUGGUUCACUUCCUAAUGUGGUAAAUGUUAAGUUUUAAACAAUUUCUUUUGUUUGUUUUUUUUGCCCAAGCCUGACAGAUGGGUACUCAAAUGAUUGUCAGAUUUUACCCCUAACUUUUUUAAAUUCCGCCUCAAUAAAAGAGGAAUACACCUU